This is a messenger RNA of Caenorhabditis elegans, 1182 nucleotides long. The record is from the annotation of a RefSeq genome assembly. NCBI's taxonomy places the organism in Eukaryota, Metazoa, Nematoda, Chromadorea, Rhabditida, Rhabditidae.
GUACUUGCCCAAUAUUCCCACUUUCAAAGUGGCAUAAAUUUGCAUAAAUCGUGUCAAACUGUGAUUAUUACAUAGAACACUAUUUCAAAAAAAACACCAAAGUUCUUCUAAUAAUCUAAUAAUCCUCACACACAUUUUAUGGAAAUUUUUUGUGAUUUAAUCAUAUUCCGAAACUGUCUGAGCCUUCAGGGAACAAAAAACUCAACAAAAGGGAACUAUAUAAUACCCGUCAAUUUCAGUACCUUCACUCCACAUGUCGUUCUCCAUACUUCUCCUUGCUCUCCUGGUGAGCAGUGUCGCUGCGGAUUUUUCGCCGAGCUUCCGCAGCUUUAUCAAUUCAACAUAUGGGCCUGAGAUGCUAGCUGCAUUGGCUAGAACUGAUAUCGGAGACAUUGGAAGCUAUGGAGGAGGAAGUCAUGUUGGAAAUAGUGCAACUAGCAAACGCCCGAUCAUCCUAGUCCAUGGAGCAACCAACACCGCUGCAUCCUUCGCCCUUCAGAGAGAUUACUUCAUGAGCCAUGGCUGGAGCGCUGAAACCGUCUAUGGCACAACUUAUGGUGAUGGUGGAGUGACUGACGUUUUGCACGUCAAGAUGCUCUGCGAAUAUGUUCAACAAGUCAGAAAUAUGAUUGAAGUGGUCCAUGCAUUCACUCAACAGAAAGUUGACGUUGUUGACUGGGAUCCCCGAUUGCUAGGAAGGCGAUUCUAGGUGGAACUUGUGUGGAUGAUUAUGACGUAGAUCUUGGAGACAGCUUGACUAGUAUUGUGGAGACUUAUGUUUCUGUUGCUGGAGCCAAUAGAGGCUCAGGAUUUUGUGUCGCUCCUACCUUCACCAGCUUUCUUGCACCAACCUGCAACCGUGUCAACGGACUAUGGUGUGCUUCAAGAUUCAUAAAAGAUAUCAACGAGGAAACUCACUACGAGGGCUCCAAGGUUUUCUCGAUCUACGGACGAAAUGACGACAAGGUGAUGUUCAGCAACCUCUGUUGGUCUCGCAGCUCUCGAAUCAACGGAGCCGAUGGAGAAAUGGAUAACGCUCCGGGAAACCAUGACCAGAUUCUAUCUGGCACCGUUGAGAUUCAGACGCAACUUUUGGAACAUCAAAGUUUUUAAUUUAUUUGAUAAGACAUCAAACUAUGUAUGUGCGGAUUGAUAGUCUAUUGAAAUAAAAUAUUAUAGCUU